Messenger RNA from Mangifera indica (mango), 1562 nucleotides. Its product is annotated as protein FLC EXPRESSOR. The transcript has 5 exons. NCBI's taxonomy places the organism in Eukaryota, Viridiplantae, Streptophyta, Magnoliopsida, Sapindales, Anacardiaceae. Bases 325 to 1170 code for a protein of 281 amino acids. The record is from RefSeq and is a predicted model, not a curated record.
GUGCUUCGUAUACAGUUUGUUUCUUUGAUUCAGAAUUUGAGGAAGACUAGUUGACGUUCUAUUACAGAUUCCUGAGCGGAAGAGUAGACGCGGGUACGUUCAGAGUUUGAGUGAAAAACGACAUGUCAUUUAAAAUAACUUAUUACGGAUGACAUUUGGAAUAAAUAUCAUCUGGAUAACCGAUCCCACGAAAGUGAGAAAUAAAUCUCUAAACCUAAGUAUGGCAUGUCGAUCCUUUUUCACUUUCAAAACUUGAGCUCGCAGGAGAAUCAGAGGGAAGGAUUGAACGGAACGGAACGGUAAUAGUCUGGAGCGUACCGUUCAAUGGCUAGACGACAGGAGAUUCCACCGCCAAACGCAAUAAAACUCCGGGAACUACCGUUAUCCAGUCGGCAAAAUCUCCCUUCUCUCCAUCACCUUGAAGACCGCAUCGCGAUUCAGCAGAGCGAGAUCCAAUCCCUCCUUCAAGAAAAUCAACGGCUAGCCGCUGCACACGUCACGCUCAAACAAGAACUCUCCCUCGCACAACAUGAGCUCCGUCACUUAUCUUCUUCUGCUGCCAAAUUAAAAGCCGAGAGAGACGCUGAAGUGCGUGAGGUAUACGAGAAGUCGUUGAAGUUCGACGCGGAGGUGCGUGUAAUUGACGCACUGAAUGCUGAGCUGAAUGUGGUGCGGGCGGAUGUGGAGGAGCUCAGUGGAAUCAAGCAGGAGUUGACGAAACAGUUGGACGAAAUUAAUGAUGAAUUAGCAAAAGCUAGGGCAGAUUCAAAGGAUUUAACAGUGAUUAAGGCAGCGAUUGAGAACGUUCGUCAAGAAAUUCAACGAGGAAGGGCUGCAAUUGAAUGUGAGAAGAAGAAUCACGCUAGUAAUCUUGAGCAAAGUCAAAUAAUGGAGAAAAAUAUAAUUUCGGUGGCUCGUCAAAUUGAAAAACUACGGGCUGAGAUACCCAAUGUAGAGAAGAAAGCAAGAGCUGCCGCUGCAGCUGCUGGAGCAGCAAAUCCAGGUCCGGCCUAUUCUGCAAACUAUGGCAAUUCUGUAUAUGGAGAAAGUCUGUACACAGAUCCUUAUAACUUGCAUCAGGUUCAAGGUGGAGCUGAGCUUGGUCCUCAAUAUGUGUCUGGACAAGCAACACAUGGCCCUUACGGAUUGCAUGGAUCCCAUGUACAAUGACAGCCGAGUGUUGCAACUAUUUUUGUUCUCUUUCAGUUGGCUUAUAAUAGAAAGGGAAGCAAUGUUCUCUAGGUUUCAUUGCCGGGCUGCCUUACCCUGGUUAAAAUUUAUUGGCAUUGGUGUAAUUCUACAAGAAUACCAGGUUGAAUGCUAUGUGGGAAUAGCUACUGUGAGAGUGCCUUUGUUUUUUUUUUUUUACAAUUCUUAUUUAAAAAUAGAAGCGAUGGCUGGUGACAAAUUUAAGGCCUGCACUUUAUUCAAAUAUUUAUGAAUAUAGGAAAAUUAGGCUCUCUCACAUAAUCUUAUAACCAACUACACUGUAAUGAAGGUUAGACAAUUAUGGCACAAAUAUUUAAUACAAAUUUGUAAUACAUUAUUGGUUUCUGAUCCAA